UAAGGUUUAAGUGUGAUACCUUUCGUGAGUCUGAUGCUACUGAAAGUAACAGCGAACGCUAGAGGAAGUCGGUCUUCAGUUAACAGGGAAUCCAAUUGAUCCGAAACACCUUCACUGGUUUACCGGGUAACGAUUUUAAUCACUAAACUAACGCCGCAGCUCCUUUCAAGCUCCUUUGUUUGCAUGACAGUUAACGUGACCAGUCUCUGACAGGUUCUGUUGAGAAGGGGAAAUAUGGAAGAGGUAAAGUCCGAGCCGGUAGAUUUUGUGAAGGAAUUUCAGGAGUACCUGACCCAGCAGACCCAACAUGUCAACAUGAUCUCAGGCUCAGUCUGUGGGGAAAAGGAGACAGCAGAGCCAUAUCAGGCCGUUGUCCCGAGGUGUGAGCAGAACGGCCUGGAUCCCCCGUCGGUGGAGGUGAGCCUGUCGAUGGAGGAUGGGCCAGACGUUCAGGUGGACGGCCUGGAGAGGACCUGCGACGGCAAAUACAAGUGCAGCUACUGCAGCUACGCCAACAAGGGCAUGGCUCGUCUGAUAGAGCACAUACGCAUCCAUACAGGAGAAAAGCCUCACCGCUGCCAGCUGUGCCCCUUUGCCUCUGCAUACGAGCGCCACCUGGAAGCCCACAUGCGCUCGCACACAGGGGAGAAGCCGUACAAGUGUGACCUCUGUGCCUUUCGAUGCAGCGACCGCAGCAACCUGUCGCACCACCGGCGGCGGCGCCACAAGCUCCUGCCAACCAGAGUCAUGCGCUCCCCUUUUACUAAUAAGAGAGUGUUGAGCUCCUUGCAGAAGAGGACGAGCUCGCUGGGUUACGGCCGGCGGCUCCUCCUUAACUUCAGCCCCUCGUCCAUGGUUAUGCCAAAGUCGGAUUAUUUGACCGACCUGCCUCACAAGGUCCACCAUUCAAAUGGCAGUGAGUACAAGAACCCUCCCAGGUUGGAUGAGAAUGAGACUCACAUCAGGAGUGGGAAUAGUUUGACUUACAAGAACCCGCUGGACCAGCUGUCGACCCUCGCUGGCCAGUUGGCCGACCUUCACCCGGACUCUCAGGCCCCUGCGUCCCCGGACCGGGAGUCCCUCAGAGAGGAGAAGCCCAUCCUCAUCCAGCACAUCUCUGGUGAGCAGGUCACAUGUUUAAAUGGCGCGCCGGGAACUCCUAACCACGCGUGCAGUCCUGUUCCCGGCCUGGACUUCGAGAACAGCAUGAAUCCUCUGACUGCCAGCGUCAGCAACAGCCAGCCAAGCACCCCCACCGCCGCUCUGACGGCCGCGGACGAGCAGCUCCUCCAGAAAUGUCAGCACUGUGAGAUUCGCUUCUCGGACAAUAUCCUCUACACCAUUCAUAUGGGCUGCCAUGGCUAUGAACAUCCAUUCCAGUGCAACAUCUGUGGCCACAUGUGCGUGGACAAAUAUGAUUUUGCCUGUCAUUUCGCUCGUGGCCAACAUAAGAAGUGAAUAUUUUAACAGUUUCUUACAGCUAACGUUUUCAAGUCUACAAUCAGGUCAGGCCUUUGUUUUUCUACACUCUGUGACUCCAAACUUGAAUUUUUCACUAUGGUUGUGACUGUGGAAACCCACGGCACAGUGGUAUGGUGGUUAGCACUCUUGAGGUCUCUGUGUUGUCAGUGGAGAUUUGCUCCAAUGUCUCCAAGUUUGAUAAAGGAGGAUAGGAAAUAACUGGAUGGAUAUACAUAUGCACUAAAACCUCUACUUACACAGCGUAGUUGCCACCUCCAUUUCCACCAUUAGUUAAUUCCUUCUCGCCAGUGUUAUUUGUCAAUGCAGCAUUCUUUCUGUGUUGGCUUAUCAAUUUCUUGGGAUCACUCAGUGCUUUCAUAACUUUCAAUUUUACAUGACAUGCCAUAACUAUUUUAGUUGGCUAACUAUUGAAAUCUCGGCAUCUUUGUUUGCACUGAGGCUGUCAGUUUGACCACUGUGUCACUGACUAUAGUGUCUUUACACACAAAAUGUUCCUUCUUAGUCUAAUUAUCUUCACUCUUUUCCCUGAGAGAACCUUAAGCAGGAUAUGUGUCAAAUAUUUAAAUGUCUUAAUUUUUUAGACCUGUUGUCUUCGCUCCAGUGAUAACCCAAUGUAUUAUAUUCUAGCUAGAUCUCAGUUCUCAAGUGUUUUUUUUUUUUUCUAUUUAACUCUUGUGCUUUUUUAAAAAGAAAUUCUAAACUCUCAUAUUUUGUGGCCCUGUGCAUAUAUAUACUAAUUUGUUGUACACUAAAGCACAAUUUGCUAUUGCCAUGUAACUUUGUUUGGGUGGAACCAUCACACUGUUACAUGUAAUAUACAGUAAUGCUACUUUGUAAUGAAUUUAUAUUAUUUGCUUUUAAUUUAUGUACAUCUUGGUUAGAAAAAUGAAAUAUUUAAAUUAUAUAUAAUUGGUUCCUGAACUAAGUUUGUAAGUUUUUGUCCUAAAUUAGUGGGAAAAAGACUGUUUCUUUCUUGCUGAAUCCUGUGUUGUACCAUGUUUAUAGGACACAUGUUAUUUAAAUGCAUUUUGAAUACUUUUUUGAAGAUGUUUCAGUUUAUUUUAAAAAUAAAACAAAAAUAUGUACAUUUUGAGUUUGUUUCAAUAUGUCUCAGUGGUUCUGCUGUACGAUGUCUUUACUUGAAAACAAGUACAAUUACAAUGACUGCAUUUGACAUUCAAUUCAACUUAUAUUUUGAUUAAAAGAGUCAUUUUUGACUGUUGAUUA
Molecule: messenger RNA, 2709 nt
Organism: Salarias fasciatus (jewelled blenny)
Lineage: Eukaryota; Metazoa; Chordata; Actinopteri; Blenniiformes; Blenniidae
Product: zinc finger protein Pegasus
Exons: 4
Coding region: 235-1458 (407 amino acids)
Biological process (GO): regulation of transcription by RNA polymerase II
Molecular function (GO): DNA-binding transcription factor activity; RNA polymerase II cis-regulatory region sequence-specific DNA binding
Source: RefSeq, a predicted model, not a curated record